Molecule: messenger RNA, 4240 nt
Organism: Toxotes jaculatrix (banded archerfish)
Lineage: Eukaryota; Metazoa; Chordata; Actinopteri; Toxotidae
Gene: man2a1
Product: mannosidase, alpha, class 2A, member 1
Exons: 24
Coding region: 613-4077 (1154 amino acids)
Biological process (GO): N-glycan processing; protein deglycosylation; mannose metabolic process
Cellular component (GO): Golgi membrane
Molecular function (GO): alpha-mannosidase activity; carbohydrate binding
Source: RefSeq, a predicted model, not a curated record
UGACCCCGGUCCCUGACCCCGGUCCCUGAUCCUAACCCAAAACCAGACGAGGACCACAAAGACCCCGGAUUUACAGAAGACAGGUCUGUCUGUCUCAGAGCCUCAGACUGAUCAUCAUCAGUCCACAGGGACGCGGCAGCUGGUGGACAUUUCUGAAGACAGAAACCCAGCGUCCUGCCGGUGCCGCGCCAAGCCGGAAGUGACGUCUCCGUAGCGCUGAGUCAGCUUAACCAGACAGGAAGCAAAACAAACAGCGGGGAGCAGGCGCAGAGGCAGCCUGAGCUCGCGCUGCGGAGGGACAAUUUUUCCCAAUAUAGCGAAACGUUUAUUUAUUAUUAUUUCAUUUAGUUUUCCCGGGAAACUGAAGUCACACAGCUACGUCACCGCACAGGUGAACAACAGCACGCGACACAGAGAAACAGCAGAGCUGCUCGUGCCUGCUCAACGCGGAAGUUCAGGAGCGAAGGUCUGAGCUCAGCUUCACAUCCUGAGAAGUCUGAGGGAUUUUCUCUCUGCUGCGGCACACACACUGACACACACACUGACACACACAGGUGAGUGAUCGAAUCUGCCGCCGACACAAAGUUUCUCUGUCGUUAAAUCUUUGUCGUCAUGGUAAUGAAGAGGAGUCGAGUGUUGGCUCUGCUGGUGGCUGGAGUCUUCUGCGUGGCAGUGAUGUCGCUGUACCGCAUGCUGGAGCUGAUGCAAGGGGCGGAGCUACAGCAGCCCGGGGGCACACCUGCUGGACAGAUGGAUGAAGACUUGUCCCACCUCCAGCAGAAGAUUGACAGGCUGGAGCGUCUUCUUAGCGACAACAACCGCCUGGUUGCUAUGCUGCGGGACUCUCUGGUCCACCGCAAAGCAUCCUGGGAAACAGGAGGCAGGGGAGCCAACGGGAGCUCAGACUCCGCCCACAGCCAGGCUGACACCAUGUCUGGCUGCCAAUUGGCUGAAGCGAUGAAGGAUGGAACUGAUGGCGUGCAGCUGCUAGAUGUUUACGACCUCCUGCCCUUUGAUAACCCCAAUGGCGGCGCCUGGAAACAGGGCUUUGAGAUCCGUUACCAUGGAAACGAAUGGGACGAGCAGCCGCUGGAGCUUUUUUUGGUUCCACAUUCACACAAUGACCCUGGUUGGUUGAAGACCUUUGACAGUUACUAUCAGGACCAGACCAAACACAUCCUCAACAACAUGGUGGUCAAACUGAGCGAGGACCACAGGAGGAAGAUGAUUUGGGCAGAAAUCAGUUAUUUCUCUAAGUGGUGGAACGACAUCGACGAGCAGAAGAGAGAGAUGGUCAAACGCCUGGUGGGGGCGGGGCAGCUGGAGCUGGUGACGGGCGGCUGGGUGAUGGCGGACGAAGCGAACUCGCAUUAUUUUGCUCUGUUGGAUCAGCUGAUCGAGGGUCACCAGUGGAUACAGAAGCACCUGGGCGUGAAGCCGAGCAGCGGUUGGGCGGUGGAUCCGUUUGGCCACUCCCCCUCUAUGACCUACCUGCUGAAGGGGGCGGGGCUCAGUAACAUGGUCAUCCAACGAGUUCACUACGCCAUCAAGAAACACUUCGCCCGGCAACAGACACUUGAGUUUCUAUGGCGACAGAACUGGGACUCCUCCCCCAGCAGUGACAUCACAUGCCACAUGAUGCCAUUCUACAGCUACGACGUACCGCACACGUGUGGUCCAAACCCGGCGGUCUGUUGUCAGUUUGACUUCCACCGCCUGCCUGGGGGGCGGGUCUUCUGUCCGUGGAGGAUACCGCCACAGCCAAUCACAGAGCAGAACAUCCAGGAGCGAGCUCUCCUCUUACUGGACCAGUACCGUCAGAAGUCUCGACUCUUUCGUUCUCCGGUUCUUCUCGUUUCUCUUGGCGAUGACUUUCGAUACGUGGAGUCGAGCGAGUGGGACGCUCAGUUCAAUAACUACCAGAAACUGUUUGACUACUUUGACCAGCACCCGGAGCUCCACAUCAAGGCUCGUUUCGGGACUCUGUCAGAUUACUUCCAGGCUCUUCAUCGCCGUCUGAAUGCGGCGGGAACGACUCUGCCGACACUUCGCGGCGACUUCUUCACCUACGCCGACCGUGACGAUCAUUAUUGGAGCGGGUACUUCACCUCCAGACCGUUUUACAAACGCCUGGACCGAACGCUGGAGGCCACGCUCAGAGCCACAGAAAUCCUCUUCAGCCUGACGCUGGCCGAAAUGCGCCGUUUCCGUGGCGACAGUCAUCCGGUCGCGGGUUUUCCUUCACACGAGCACUUCAAGCGUCUCACAGCGGGGAGGCGGAACCUGGCUCUCUUCCAGCACCAUGAUGCCGUCACUGGCACCGCCCGUGACCCUGUGGUGGUUGACUACGGCACCAGGUUGUUUCACUCCAUCCUGAACCUGCGGCAGGUGCUACAGAGCUCCGCCCACUGGCUGCUCCUACAAGACAAGAGCCAGUACCACCACGACCAGUCAGCACCCUUCCUGCAUAUGGACGACGUGAUCCCAGCUCAGGAUGCUCUGCCUCAGAAGAUGUCGCUCGUGCUCAGUGAUGAGCCCAGGUCUCUGAUCAUCUUUAACCCGACGGAGCAGCUCCAAACGUCCGUCAUCAGCAUCGUCGUCGACUCUCCGGACGCUCGUGUUGUUGAUGCAGAAACAGGUCGACCAACGGCUGUGCAGAUCUCUGCAGUGUGGGCGGAGCCAACCCGAGCGUCCACAGAAGCGUUCCAGCUCUCCUUCGUCGCUGAACUUCCUCCUCUGUCACUCGUCGUGUACCAUGUGACCAAAGCGCCAGCUGGCUCCACCCACCGGGCACGGUACACCUUUCAUCGUCGUGGCAACCAGCCAACCGUCCACACCAAACACUUCCAGGUGUCCCAGCCCCAAGGACCUGAGACUGACGCCCCCCUGUCGCUUAGCAACAGGCACGUCCAGAUAUGGAGCUCCUCGGAGACCGGCCUGCUACAGAGGCUCCGCCUGCAGUCCAGUCUGGCCCGUCAGGUCCAAGUCCAGUUUCUGUGGUAUGGAACCAGAACCGGAGUGAACCAGGACAAGAGUGGAGCCUACUUAUUCCUGCCAGAGGAGGAGGGGGCCCAGCCCUACUCGUCCUCAGAGGCCCCCCUGGUUCGAGUCUCCAGAGGUCCCAUCUUCUCUGACAUCACUUCCUGUUUCCGACACUUCACGCACACAGUGCGACUCUACCACCUGGACGGGCAUGCUGGGAGAUCCCUGGAGAUUUCCAACAUGGUGGACGUCAGGUCAGAGGUCAACCGUGAGCUCGUCAUGCGGCUUGUCACAGAUGUUGCCAACGGCAACCGCUUCUACUCCGACCUCAACGGUUUCCAGAUGCAGCAGAGGCGGACCCUGGCGAAGCUCCCCCUGCAGGCAAACUUUUACCCGAUGAGCUCGUCGUCAUUCCUUCAGGACUCGACGUCUCGUCUGUCGCUGCUGUCGGCUCAGAGUCAGGCCGUCGCUUCGCUCAGACCAGGUGAGCUGGAGGUGGUGCUGGACCGGAGGCUGCAGCAGGAUGACAACCGCGGCCUCGGUCAGGGCGUCACCGACAAUAAGCUGACAGGGAGUCUCUUCCACCUGCUGCUGGAGGACAGGAGUGGCGUGGCCCAGGAAGUGGGAGGAGCUUCGGUUGAAAACCUGUCACUUCUCGCCCACCUGACCUCGCUCUCCCUCUGCCACCCGCCAGUCACCAUGGUCGCCCCCAGCGACAGCCGGCUGCCGAAGCUCCGCCCCUUUCAUCCACUCCGCUCGUCACUGCCGUGCGACAUUCACCUGCUGAACCUGAGGACGCUGGAGGACGCACAGGAAGCAGAAAGCCCGUCACAGGAAGUGGCUCUCCUCCUCCACAGGAAGGGCUUUGACUGCAGCUCCGCCCCCGAGCCCCUGCCUCCAUGCACGUGGAGCGCGCACGAGGAGGUGAAUCUGGACGAUCUUUUCUCUCCGCUCCAGUUUCGUUCUGUCCGUCAGUCCGGCCUCACGCUGCUGCGUGAAGACGACGAACCGGAGUCCGCCCGGCAACAGCAGCUACCGCACAUUACUCGCCUGCGGCCAAUGGAAAUUAACGCUUACCGCGUGGAGAUCGACUAAGAACACGGCGUCAGCGCUGGAAAAACAACGACAACAGAGGCGGGAAAUUAAUUUAGACACGAGAGAGAGAGAAACAGUUACAACAUUUACAAACGCAAAUCAUCCGAUUUUUAUACUUUUCCAUUGUUUGUCUUCCAGAGAGUGAAGCUAACAGGUCAAAGGU